AAUGCUCGCGUUCACUAAUGUUGCUUAGCCGGCACUACCUUGACUUAGUCAGUCGGCGAAGAAAGCUGCAGCGAUUCGGUUCGUUUGGGUUUGCAGCACUUUUUUAGUUGUAAUCUCAUUUUAAUUGUUUUUUCAAAAAUCAACUGACCUCUAAUUUUUUUUUUAUAAACGCGUGUAAUCGGUGUGCAGGCAUUACUAACAGUAAAUUAUCGGUUGUGUUAUUUUGCAUUAUAAAGCAUGGGUGAGUGAAAUAUUGGUGUUGCGUGAAGUUAAAAUAAUUUCACACACGUGUCGUGCUAAUUUUGGUGUAAAUGAAAAGUAAUUAAAACACCCACAAAAACCGGUAGCGAAGAAGUAGCGGUGCAGUGAUUUUGCUCCACAUUUCUAGAAAACGUUUUGAUCUUCAAAGGUGCAAAUGUAUCGAUGGCGGGACUAACGCUCGGCCACUUGUUGCUGUUGCUUGGCCUUUAUUGCACACUGGUGCAAGCCAGUUACCCACUCAAAAUACUAGGUUUAUUUCCACACCCAGGCAUUAGUCACUUCCACUUCUUCCACCCCAUUAUGCGGGGCUUGGCCGAGAAGGGUCAUGAUGUUACUGUGAUAAGUCACUUUCCCGAUAAAAGUCCAUCAGCACGGUACAGAGAUCUUCCGUUAAUAGCUAAUGAAACUUUUACGAAUAGCGUGGACUUGAAGAUCUUCGAAACGCAAUCCUUCUACAAUCACUUCUUGGAAUUCUUUUUGAUCACCGAAUGGGGAACGGACGCCUGCAAUCUCACAUUGCGUUCCGAUGCUUUGGCGCAGGUGUUGCGAGAGCGGCAACAUUUCGAUGUGAUCAUCAUGGAGCAAUUCAAUAGCGAUUGCAUGACGGCGGUGGCACAUCAACUGAAGGCGCCUUUCAUAGGUUUGAGCAGUUGUGCUAUGCUGAAUUGGCAUUACGAACGCAUGGGCAUGCCCAUGAUAACCUCAGUUAUGCCAUCACUAAUUAUGGGACAAUCCGAGGAAAUGACAUUCGGCGCUCGUUUCGCCAAUUGGUUCACACACCACGUUAUGCUUUUGCUUUAUGAUAUUUACAACACGCCCGCUACCGAUGCCUUGGUACGCCACAAAUUCGGACACGAUAUGCCCUCGGUUGCCGAAUUGGCGAAGGAAACAUCAAUGUUAUUCGUCAAUCAGCAUUUCUCAUUGAGCGGUGUCAAACCGCUGCCACCGUCCGUUAUCGAUAUUGGCGGCAUACACAUACAGAAGGCUAAGCCGCUCGAUGCUGAGCUGCAGAAGUUCAUCGAUAACGCCGAACAUGGUGUGGUCUUCAUUAGUUGGGGCUCGAUGAUACGCGCCGACACUAUGUCGCCCGCUAAACGUGAGGCUAUCAUACGCGCUGUGAAGCGACUUAAACAACGGGUGAUUUGGAAAUGGGAGAACGCCACGCUGGAGCACAAGCCGGAUAAUCUGUAUGUUAGCAAGUGGUUGCCACAACGCGACAUACUCUGUCAUCCGAAUGUGAAGGUGUUCAUGUCCCAUGGCGGUUUAAUGGGUAGUUCAGAGGCGGCUUACUGUGGUGUACCGGUAGUGGUCACGCCCAUAUUUGGUGAUCAGUUUUUGAAUGCGGCGGCGUUAAAGUAUCGCGGUAUGGGUGUGGUGCUGAAAUAUGGCGAUAUCACCGAGAAUUCAGUGCUGAGUUCAAUAAGAGAGGUGUUGAAGAAACAAUAUAUGGAUAACGCCAAAGCGGUUUCAUUCUCCUACAGACUUCGUCCGCAGAGCGCACUCGAGACCGCCAUCUGGUGGGUGGAAUAUGUCGCCAAAACCAAAGGCGCGCCGCUCACUAAAGCUCACGCCGUGCAUGUAUCGCGCUUCGUCUACUACUCACUGGACAUUUAUCUAUUCAUUGCAGUCAUUCUAUUCAUAUCGGUUGUGAGUUGGAGUUUUAUAUGCAGUAGACUGUGCUCGCGGAGUCCCAAGGCCGCUAAACAAAAGUCAAAUUGAACAAGGAGGUAACGAUUUCAGAUUGAGAGAGUUAGUUCGAGUAAAAUUAAGACAAGAGCACUUUAUUUUCUCUCUUAGAUAUAUUGGAUAACAAAUUGCUGUUAUUCUUAACUGAGUUCAAAACAAAUAAUUAAUGAAGUUAUCGUAAUUAGCGUAAUUUAGCUCAUAAAAAGCGUGAAAGAAGAGCAAAAAAUACCUAAAAAUUCUUUGCCAAAAGUUUAAAAAAAUUAAGGCAAUACAAACUCCAUUUUAAUAGUUAAAAUAACAAAAUAAAUGAAUAAUUGUUUUAAAAAAAAUUUUUCAUCCAUGGUUUAAAAAAGUGUCGCCACUUUAACAUAAAGAGUUGCCAAAAAAGCCAUUGAGGCAUCAUUAAAACUAUAUAAGAUAUAAAUAUUUAUAAGUUAUAAAUACACCUUUUUUUCUUGUUAAAAAUCA
Molecule: messenger RNA, 2415 nt
Organism: Bactrocera oleae (olive fruit fly)
Lineage: Eukaryota; Metazoa; Arthropoda; Insecta; Diptera; Tephritidae
Source: RefSeq, a predicted model, not a curated record